AUGACAAAAAAACUUGAGGAAUUCUAUCUAAUGAAUGUGGUGUUGUACAUGAACACAUUUAAUUCACUCUCAACUUUUUCAUGUAUAAACACCAAAUGUCAGUCAGUCCUUAAUCGAAUGCAAACAAAUCCGUUACUUUCCGACAAAUUUUCAUACGACGCAAUUAAAAGUCCACAACGUAACAUAAUGGACUACUUAUCACGAAUAAUGAAACUAUUUCCAAAUAUUCAAACACUGUAUCUCCCAUCUUAUAAAUGUAUAAUUCCACAGCUUUCCAAAUUCAACAUUUCCUUCAUCAAAGUGAAGUCGUUUUAUGAUGAAAAAGAUGUAAUACCAAAUGAAGGGUAUGAAGGGACUUAUAUCACAAGACACGUGUGUUUUGUUUCAUUUGAGAAUUUUGGAACAACUUCGUAUUUUCAAAGAAUUCAAUCGGAAACACUUAACAAGCUGAAAACACUCACUAUUUACUCAAAAGAAACAGCAGACGAUUUUUUGAGAAACGCAAAAUAUUUCACGUCUUGUACUGAGAUAACAAUAACAGACGAUGUGUCAUUAACUAGAGACGUAUAUGGCAACAAAAUCAAAAAAGAAAUAACAAAGGAAACACAAACAAAUAUUAAACAAAUGUGGGACGUUUUGGUGAACAAUCGGAGUGUGUUGUGGAGUUUUCGUAUUUUACGAAAAGUCCGAAUUAUUUUAAGAGAUGAAACUCACAUUCAGAAAAUAAGCGAAUUUACAAAGGGAGCUCCAAAUCUUAAUUUUUGUUUUUAUAUUAAACACAUAAGUUCAAUAACUAACAAAGUAACAGAAGACGUUGUUAAACAACUUAAAAAGUGUGGAAAUGUCAUAUUUCGAACAAUAGAUGUUUUUCAAGAGUACAUUGAAUCAAAUAAUAUGUUACAACUGCCUGUCACAUUUGUGAACAUAUCAAAAACAAUUGAAAUAUCUGAGAAUUUGAUCUCCAAUCUUAUUGUGUUCAUUCAAAUGUAUGCGUUUGAGUUCGAUGAAGUUCGUCUGAGUAUAAAAGAGCAUGAAGAAGUCGAUAUGUCACAAAUUGACUGCAAAAAGCUUGUUUUAGUCAAUGAUACAAAAGGGAGAGUAACACUGAAAAUAUCACCAAAAACAUGUGUUGUUGUAUGUGAUGAAAAUGACCAAUACGCGCUUUGUUGCUCAAAAGAUGUCACAAUUACUCUUCAACAACACUUUGAGCCACAAUUUCUGGAUAAAGUGACCGAUCCGGAUUUUUUUGCAUAUUCAGAUAGCCAAGAUGACGACUCUGAAGACUCUGAAAAUGGUAAUAUGGAAUAUGCGGACCACAAAGUACUUGAACAUUUACAGUUUGUAAAGAAUGUGUUUAUUCAAAUGGAAGUCUUGGAAUUCAUAGAGAGUCCCAUUGACGCUUCACGUUGUUUUAAAGUUACUCAAAGACCUUCAAAUGUACCACAAACAAUUGACUAUCAAAAUUUCUCGAUGUUAAAAUAUAGCAGACAAAAGGAUAACCAAUACAUCCCAAGUAGAAAUUUGCAGCUAUUGGUUAAUUGCUCAAUUAAUUUGAUUUCGCUGGAACUGGAAAAUAUUUAUGGCGAUAGUGUCACUACCAAACAAAAUGUCGAUUUAAGCAAAUUUCAAUUACAAGAACUUCAUUUGACAAGAUGCAGAAAGUGCAUAUUUCAUCUACCAAGUACAUUGACAAAACUUUCAUUAUAUGAUGUGUGUAAUUCGUGUUACAGUAGUAAGGAGACUAUCUACCUCAAGUCGUUUUCAAUGAAUUUUGUGGAGGAUUAUCAUUUAGACUCAAAAUACCUUUAUAACAAUCAGAACAUAGUGAUUGACUACCCAAUUCAAUUAGACGAAUGUGAGGCAUACCCUGACGAAAAUAUUUACAACAAUACAACUAACAAUUAUUUUGUUUACAAAGAAAUUCGUGUUGCAUCAACACCAAUGGGAUGGUACACAUUCAAAGAGACAAAGACUUGGAACAAACAGUGGAAAGACUGUAUGAGUGCUGAUGACAAUACAAAAAAGGAACAAUUAAAGAAAAUGAUGAAAGAAACUAUUUGUGUACUUGAAGACAGAGCUUUUCAAGGAAAUAUUAGUUUUCAUUUAGGAGCAAUGGGUGGCAUUAAGGAAAUAGGCAAUUUUUGCUUUAAGAAUCACAGCGAUCAAUAUUUGACUACGUUGAAUCUGCCUUAUGGCCUGACUAAAAUCGGCUACGGCGCUUUUGAAAAUAUCACAACACUCACUUCUGUACAUCUCAAUGAUAUCACAAAACUUCCAUAUAAGUGUUUUGCAGGAGAUAUCAAUUUAAUUGAAAUCACAUCGCCACUUGAGUCUGUUGAAGUCGAAGACUACGCUCUUUGGAAGUGCUGUAGUCUUGUAAGACACCCCAAGUUUGUUCCGGCUAAAGGCGCCAAAUUGUUGGACAAUUUCAUUGUUAAAUCGUGCAAUUUAAAACAUCUUGAAUUGCCUGAAAGUGUCGAUGAAAUCAAAAAUUGGUGUUAUAAAAAUUAUACAAUGCUGGAGUCUGUUAAAAUCAUCAACGAAAGUUGUUUGAUUGGAAAACAGUGUUUCAUGGGAUGCAGUAACAUCCGAAGUAUUCAAAUUGAAGAAAGUGUGUUGUUCGACAAACACCUCGUCUUUGCAAAUUUAUCAUCACUCACUUCUUUACAUCUUCCAACAACACUAACUAAAAUCAGAAAAUUUAUGUUCAAAAAUUGUCGAAAACUUGAAGAUGUUGUUAUGAAAGAAGGAAUACACAAAAUCUGUGAUUCGGCGUUUCAAAAUUGUGCAACAUUGAAGAUAAUUGAUAUUCCAAAAAGUGUCACAAAAGUAGGACUCUCGAGUUUCAAGGGGUGUGUUUCUUUACAUAAAAUUAGGUGUUUACAGUCGCUUCAUUUUUCAGCAUCAAGUUUGUGUGGUGUUGAUGCAACAUUUAAUUAUUAUUAA
Molecule: messenger RNA, 2946 nt
Organism: Entamoeba invadens IP1
Lineage: Eukaryota; Evosea; Mastigamoebida; Endamoebidae
Exons: 1
Coding region: 1-2946 (981 amino acids)
Source: RefSeq, a predicted model, not a curated record